CAAGCAUGCGACCUCGCCGGUGGAUCGAGAGGCGAAGAAGGUUGAUGGUCUGGCCAAGAAGGCCUACUCUGCUGUGGCCCUCGCGGUUAAGGCCAUCAACUACAACGCCUGCAUGGGGGCCUACAUCCAGACCCUCAUUGAGGGGAUCUCGCCGCUCGUCCCUGAUGUCCCGGACAAGGUCCAGAGGCGUCUCGUCGAGAUCCGGGAUGAGGCCCACUCCAUCGGCAGCUGGCUCAUCACUGCCUCCAGAAACAUGGCAGACUGUGCUGGACGGGCCAUGUCGGCGUUGAUGGCUCUCCGCCGGCAUGCGUGGCUUCGGGGUUUCGACCUCAACUCCAGCGUGAGGGCGGCUAUCGAGGACAUGCUACUGGGUGGGUCUGGCCUCUUCCACGCCGAGACCGACGAACGCCUGAACAGAAAGUUCAGGAUGAAGGCGGCGGCGAAGAAGCACGGGAUGUCGUCCUCCUCCAUCUCACCCUUCAGGAAGAGGCAGCUUCCGUGGCAGCCCCAAGGGCCUGUGGUUCGCGAUGGUCGACCUGAAGGACGCUUACUUCCACACCGGAAUUCGGGAGUCCCACAGGAGAUUCCUCGCCUUCGCCGUCGGCUCCACUGCGUACCGCUACAACGUCCUCCCCUUUGGCCUUGCCACGGCCCCGAGGGUCUUCACCAAGUGCAUGGCGCCAGUGGUGGCAUACCUUCAUCAGAAGGGCUACAGAGUCUUCCCGUACCUGGACGACUGGUUGUUUGCCGCCGACUCACAGCAGGAGCUCCGAGAGGCAGUCUCAUUCGCCUUGCACCUUUUGGACUCCCUCGGACUGGUCGUCAACGAAGAGAAGUCUCACUUCACUCCGACCAGGCAGGCCAAGUUCAUCGGAGCCAUGCUCGACUCCGAAAGAUGCUCCGCCUUUCUCCCUCCAGACCAUUUCCAGACGUUGGUGGCAUCGCUGAGGCCUUGCAUCUCCCACAGAAGGGUGAGAGCCAGGGGCGUCCAAGUAGCUCUGGGCCACAUGGCGUCAACGACGUUCGUGACACCGUGGGCAAGGCUUUGCCUCCGACCACUGCAGUCCUGGUUCCUCUCAGUCUUCUCUCCGAUGGAGGACCCCCCGUCCAAGUGGCUCACGGUACCGAGACCGGUGGCCGCUUCCCUGAGAUGGUGGCUGGACUGCCGCAACGUCUGCGUCGGGAUGCCCUUCCAUCAACCUCAGCCUCAAUUGACUGA
Molecule: messenger RNA, 1219 nt
Organism: Sceloporus undulatus (fence lizard)
Lineage: Eukaryota; Metazoa; Chordata; Lepidosauria; Squamata; Phrynosomatidae
Exons: 2
Coding region: 113-1219 (368 amino acids)
Source: RefSeq, a predicted model, not a curated record